CCUCCGCCACUAAUUCAUCGAUUUUGAUCCGAUCCUGCUCAGCCUUUGAGUAAUGUCUAAACCACAGGCGGUGGACAUAGAGAUGAAUGGACUCGGCAACGGCACACCGGCGACAGAGCCGCCACACGAGCAGCAGCAGCAGCAACAACAACAAAAGCAACAAGAACAGAGACAUUUUGCCGGCUGGGAGAGAAACGACAGCAACGUCCUCCUCGUCGUCGCCACGCUCAUCACAGCUCUCACAUACCAGAUGGGCACCAACCUCCCCGGAGGCUAUUACCAGGACGACAGCGGCGGGCACCAGGCCGGCGACUCCAUCCUCCGCGACAAGCACCGCCUCCGCUACUGGCUUUUCAUGGCCGCCAGCUGGGCCGGUUUCGGAAACUCCAUGCUCAUGACGCUGGCGCUGCUCACCGGAGUCCGCGUGGAGUCGCGCCUCAUCCGGUGGCCCUUUGCAGUUGCCUACUCGAGCCUCGUCCUCGCCUUCAUCGCGUCGCAGCCCAAGACGCAUCUCCUCUUAGACAUCCUCCUCUGGGUGUUAGUCCUCUUCAUCUUGUGGGCCGCCAUCAGUUUCAAACGGUGCGAGGUCAGCGAUCGAGCGUCGCCGGGCUCCCUGAAAGACUUUGUCCGCCGCCUUUUCGGCCGUUAAUCAUUGGCAAGUGAACUAUCGGUAUUGUUUCCCGUUCAGUUUGGCAAGUCAACUAGAAUUCGGAUAGUCUGUCCCAUUUUUCCCCUUUUCUCCGCGUCUCACUCAUCGCCUCUAGGCCACUGGACUAUACCAUAGGAAAGGUGAACCCAUGGAAUCGCCGCUGAAAAAUGGGGUACAAAUGAUCCGAAAUCAGUCAACUAUCGCGAGCUUGUUUGCUAGGUUGUGCCAUCUGUAAAUCAGGAUAAAAAUAUUAAUUUUGUACUUUUCAUCUAAAUUAUUAUUAUUAUUUAUUCUUUUUUCUUUCUAAA
Molecule: messenger RNA, 957 nt
Organism: Zingiber officinale
Lineage: Eukaryota; Viridiplantae; Streptophyta; Magnoliopsida; Zingiberales; Zingiberaceae
Exons: 1
Coding region: 53-649 (198 amino acids)
Source: RefSeq, a predicted model, not a curated record